UUCUGGUCGAACCGCAUACACUAUUCCAUUUUCAAUCUUGGUCCAAACUACUUAGUAGCAACCACUCGUAACAUGCUAUUGCUAAUUGAGCUGGAGGGAAGCAAGUUCGAGUCGAAUAAUAAACGAAUGAGUCACCUCUGUGCCUAAGUGAAAAAACCCGCAUCAGCCAAUCAUCACCUAAAUGGCUGGGAAAUCUCUAUCGUCGCUUCUCUGUCCCUUUGCCUUCCCAUUCCUGUGCUAUCUCGGCCUUCAAUCUUCAAUUAUCUGCCGGAGUUUUUUUUUUUUUACACGAACCGGCUGGUGUUACGGGGAAAAUAUGUACAAGUCCUCCCUUCAGAUCUUCUGCCAACGGAAAAAGUGGCUGCUCCCGGUUUACUCCGCCACCAAAGAUGGCCCCGACCACCGUCCGCACUUCUUCGCCACCGUCACCGUCAACGGAACGUCUUUUGCAUCGGAAGUCGCGGCCAAUUCCGCAAAGGAGGCACAAAAUGAGGCCGCCAGAGUGGCGUUGGUACAACUCGGUUCCGCCGACGCUUCUCCGUCGCCAGGUGCCUUGGAUUCAAGCCAUGGAGCUGUUUCUGGUGAGGGAUCACAAGCUAUCGAUGAAAUUCCACAGGCAAGCGGAUUUCCUGCAGCUGGUAAACCGCCAGAGACCGUCAUAGAUAUGCAGCAUUUGUGCAAAACUCAGUUGCAAAUCUAUGCUCAGAAGAGAAGUCUUCCGUUGCCAGUGUAUGCUCAUGAGCGGGAUGGUCCUUGCCAUGCUUGUAGGUUCAAGUCUACUGUCGCUAUUGAGGGAAAAACCUACUCGAGCGAGCGAUUCUUCCCUACAUUGAAAGAUGCUGAAAAUUCAGCAGCAAAGGCUGCAUUGACGUCAUUGUUGCCUACUGGUAGUGGAGAGGAGGAAAUCAGUUACAAGAACCUGCUGCAAGAAUUGGCUCAGAAGAAGUGUUUUCUUCUUCCCGUUUAUGUCACAACAAGAGCUGGUGAUGUUCACGCAUCUACUUUUGUUUCGACAGUGGAGGUAAAUCAGCAGGUUUUUACUGGAAUAGAAGCAAGAACUAAGAAACUGGCAGAGAUGAGUGCGGCAAAGGUUGCUUAUACAAAUCUUAAAGAGUGCAAUUCGUGUGAAAGUGCCGCAGGCCCUGUUGAUGUUAGCCAAGAGCAAGAACUUGGCUUGCCAACUCCAAAAGUUGACUUUGGCAUACUGGCUCAUCUAAAUCAGAAUUUUCAGCCUAAACUUCACCCUGUUGCUGCUAGCAAAGGACAAGAACUUGUUUCGUCAUCUCCUCAGGUUGAGUUGUGUCACCUCAAUCAUUCUAAUAAGAAUAUCCCGCCUGAACUUCUUGUUCCAAGCGAAAAGCUGGACCCUACAAGUGCUGCUGAUUCUUCCACCAUCAAUCCUGGUUCUUUUAGCGGCAAAACAAUUGGAAAACUUCCAUCUCCACCUCUGGUCAGCCCAUCAUCCGUAUCCAAUCUCAAGGAGAAAAUUGCAGAUACCGAUACUGCAAUUGCAGGUACCGAGCCCUCAGUUAUACACCCCGGUGCGGACAGAACCGAAGUGGUUGGAAAUCCUCCUGCUUCACAUCCACCAGCCUCUCCAUCUUUCACUCUAGUUACCCAUUCUGGUGGUGCUGUGGCUUCUGAUUCAAGCAUCCAACAUCAGAAUGGUCCGACCCCUAGACUCCCGUCAACGUCUCACAUUCCUUCAACUAUGCCUGCAAAUGGCGAAUCGUGUUCAGGUAUCAGUGGUCUUAUCAGGUCCAACAUCGGACUCCCGAAUCGGAUUGUCAUUCAUCCACGCAACAUUAGCCCCACUUAUCCUACAGGCAGCACCGUGCUACCGGUCAACGAUACCAAUUGGGUUGCUGUGAGCAGCCCUCCUCAAUCAACCAUGUGAAAAGCAUGGAUCCUUAUGAAGAAUGGCUUGGUUUGGCUAGUGUUCUGAGGCUGCUCGUGUAGGAUUUGUAAAAUCUUUUAAUAUUUUGUGACCCUUAAUGUGGUUGAUAAUAGAGGUUCGUUUGUAAACAAGUAGUGUUACUUUCAUAAUGUUCAUGCUAAUGCUGUAGUAUUUUGGUCGCCAAAUUAAACAUCACAAGUGGGUAUCUCGAAUGUGAUAGUCGUGUCAGACUCCACGGUAGGAUUUAUGUUGUAAUCUAAGUGUAGGGAUCUAUUUUGGAAUCGAUGUUUCUUAUAAAAUGUGUUUAUCUUU
Molecule: messenger RNA, 2209 nt
Organism: Linum trigynum
Lineage: Eukaryota; Viridiplantae; Streptophyta; Magnoliopsida; Malpighiales; Linaceae
Source: the annotation of a GenBank genome assembly